ACGAAGACGCUUUGGACGCCAUGUAUGAGGUGGCUGAGUACUACAAAACUGCCAGUAUCCGAUCGCGCAAGCAUUCCCUUGAGCUGGAAUCCCCGGUAAAGGCUACGAUCUCACUGUCGUACUCGCAUCGAACGCCAUCAUACGUCGACUUGUGUGGUUGUGUCAAGGCCUUCUGCGCCGACCCCCAGCUCGACGAAUGCUCCGCCAUCUGCAUUUCCAAGAAAAAUGCCCGCGGCUCAUGCCUCGUCGACGCAGGUGUCCUUCGCCUGCGCUUUGACUCUGGGUCAAAUGCUGUCCUCCCAAGAUCGACAACGGCCGAAGGGAUCGGCUUGAGACAGCCUUGCGCGCGAUGGUGCGAGGCUCGGAUGGACUUCAAAACCCUCAGGUAGGGAGGGUCCACGUG
Messenger RNA from Schizophyllum commune H4-8, 403 nucleotides. RefSeq lists its product as uncharacterized. The transcript has 3 exons. The record is from RefSeq and is a predicted model, not a curated record. Bases 21 to 389 code for a protein of 122 amino acids. NCBI's taxonomy places the organism in Eukaryota, Fungi, Basidiomycota, Agaricomycetes, Agaricales, Schizophyllaceae.